AUGGCUUCUUAUAUGCUUCUGUUGGUAUUUGCUGUGAUUUUAUUAUCAAUUGAUGCUCGUUUAUUUCACAAAACAUGGUCCAAAAUCAAGGAUUACAAUACCAUAAGUGAUAUUAAUGAUAUUUAUAGUGAAACCGAUCGAUUCUUGGAUAAACAAGAAAACUCAAAACGAAAAUUGCCUAAAUUCGGUCGACUUUCAGAUUUGUUCUAUUUUCGAGAUGAUCUCACUAAUACAAAUGAAUAUGAACAGCAGAGUAAUAAAUUAAAUUAUUAUGAUCAAUAUGAACAGCCAACAGAGAAUGAUUAUGAUUAUAAUAGAUUUAAAAAAACGAAAUAUUUUUUUAAUUAA
This is a messenger RNA of Rotaria sp. Silwood2, 348 nucleotides long. Lineage: Eukaryota; Metazoa; Rotifera; Eurotatoria; Philodinida; Philodinidae. The record is from the annotation of a GenBank genome assembly.